CACUAACACUUAUAUGUAAACACACAACAACGCCAUCAUUGUCCCAACAUAUUCUAAGAAUCUUCUUUCUCUCUCUCUUUCUAUCUCUUUGUAGUGUAAGCAACAAAAUUCCAUCAAGUGUGAUCUCUUAAUAUGUGGAGUUGUGUGUGGACUACUCUUACUUCAUAAUUUCCAUGCCUGCAAGUGCAAGUGCAAGUGCCAGUUGCUGAGUUGAACGUGCCACUUGACCGCAAGUGUUUUUGUUGUCACCAUGUGUGUGAAAGAUGGCGAACAAGUUGGUGAAGAUCAUAUAGAGAAGAACGUUGAUAACAAUAGGAGAGUUUCAUGGCCUUUGCAUUGUGAUCUCUUGCGUGCCCACAUGGAUAACAAAGAAAAAGACUCUUCUUUUAGAAUUCCCUCUGACCAGAUCAGUAUUGUAAAUUCAUCUCCUCUGGAAAGCAUAUGUGAGGAUGCAGAAAUUGUGGACAAAAAACAGAACAUGAUGAACUUUGUCCCUACUCUUCGGUCUGGAGAGUGUUCUGAUAUUGGAGAUCGCCCUUCCAUGGAGGAUACCCACAUAUGCAUUGGAGACUUGGCAGAAAAAUUUGGCAAUAACGAACUUUGCAAGGAAGCUAUUUCCUUUUAUGGUGUAUUUGAUGGACACGGAGGGAAGAGCGCUGCACAAUUUGUUCGUGAUCAUCUGCCACGGGUGAUUGUUGAGGAUGCUGACUUCCCUUUGGAAUUAGAGAAGGUAGUCACAAGGUCAUUUUUGGAGAUUGAUGCAGAGUUUGCAAGAUCAUGUUCUACCGAGUCUUCCCUGUCUUCUGGUACAACUGCACUGACUGCAAUUAUAUUUGGAAGGUCUUUACUGGUUGCCAAUGCUGGAGACUGCCGCGCUGUAUUGUCCCGUGGUGGAGGGGCUAUAGAAAUGUCCAAAGAUCACAGGCCAUUGUGCAUUAAAGAAAGGAAGAGGAUUGAGUCUCUAGGUGGAUACAUAGAUGACGGUUACCUGAACGGCCAGUUAGGAGUGACUCGUGCACUAGGUGACUGGCAUCUUGAAGGAAUGAAAGAAAUGAAUGGAAAGGGUGGACCAUUGAGUGCUGAGCCAGAACUUAAAUUGAUGACAUUAACAAAAGAAGAUGAAUUUUUGAUAAUUGGGAGUGAUGGAAUCUGGGAUGUUUUUCGCAGCCAAAAUGCUGUAGACUUUGCUCGAAGGAGGCUUCAAGAGCACAAUGAUGUGAAGCAGUGUUGCAAGGAGAUAAUAGGGGAAGCAAUAAAGAGAGGAGCAACAGACAACUUGACAGUGGUGAUGAUAUGUUUCCACUCAGAACCACCACCUCCUAUGGUUGUAGAAAGGCCUAGAGUCAGAAGAAGUAUAUCUGCUGAGGGGCUUCAAAAUCUCAAGUGCUUGCUAGAAGGAUAAAACAUUCUUCUCUGCAACACAAAUGAUUCUUUUUUUGAGGUGAGAUUAUGUACAUAAAUUCAUCCGUCACACUAAAAAUGUCAUUCUACUUCCUGUUGUUGCUGAUCCCUGAGGGGAUGGAGUAAGGAACACACCAAGAUGGCAAAUUCAAAUAAAUUUCAUACCAUCUUAUAAUUAUUUUCCCCAUUGCUAAUGUCUUAAUGGGAAAGUGAUAAACUUGAAUUAUGUAUAUCUUGUAAAAAUGUAAUUUAUGCACACAAGCAACAUCGCACUGUCCUCAUUUUUUUUUUUGUUGGUCAAGCUCCUCAUUGUGGAUGGAUUUUGUGUGUUUGUGAAAAGCAAACAAAAUGAUUUGUGAGUGAGGUACUCAAAAUGAGAAUUACAACAUUAA
Molecule: messenger RNA, 1793 nt
Organism: Glycine soja
Lineage: Eukaryota; Viridiplantae; Streptophyta; Magnoliopsida; Fabales; Fabaceae
Product: probable protein phosphatase 2C 27
Exons: 4
Coding region: 251-1402 (383 amino acids)
Biological process (GO): protein dephosphorylation
Molecular function (GO): cation binding; protein serine/threonine phosphatase activity
Source: RefSeq, a predicted model, not a curated record